UCUCACAAUCUUUAUGGCAGCUCCUGCUAUUACACCAAGACUUGCACUUCAGUGUGACUGGAGUGAUGUUUUAUUCAGUACUCAAGAACCUCAAAGGAAAGUGUGGGUUUGUUGCAAGAAAGGAUCACAAACCAGCUAUGGUGAUCUUGUAGUUCUUGGCGUUUCGUCAGAUGGCGCUCCGUACGUUUCUGCGUCAGAUGGGUUUAGUGCUGACAACAUAACCAAGCGCAGCAUCAGAAUCACGCAUCAUGACAGUGGCACCACGGCCACUUUCCUGGCUGCCGGAGAUAUCUUCAGCAACAUCCACAGUAACAGUGUGUUGAGUCUUGACGUGACAACUGGUGGCUUAGGCGUGUCAGCAUGCUCACAGGAUAAACUCAUCGUGUGGGAAACCUCAACAGGACAAGUUAGGAGGAUGUUGGAGGGGCAUGUGAGCAGCAUCUACACAUGCCGAUUCUUUCCGUCAGGCAUCGUUGUGUUAACAGGUGGUGCUGAUAUGCAGAUUAAAAUCUGGUCAGCAGAGACGGGUCAGUGCGCAGCCACACUGACGGGCCAUACUGGAGGGAUAACAGGCACGGCGAUCGUCGAUAGGGGUCGAAACAUGGUGUCAUCGUCGCGGGACGGCACAGCCCGGCUCUGGGACGUCGGGAUGUCGGCAUGCCUCGAUACAAUCGCUAACUGCGGCUGCAUGAUCAACUGCUGUGCUGUGCACGUCGUUGACAAUGCGAUAGACCUGGGAGAACCUGAUAAAUGUCCCAGCGACAGAGAAGUCAUGACAGAGGGAGUGUUACUACUUUUAGCCUGUGAGGAUGGUACACUUCAGGGAUAUGGACUGCAGUCUAGAAAAAAGUUAUUUGAGGUGACGUGCACAGGGGCAGUAAACACCUGUGCUUUCUUGUCAUCCACCGAAGUCAUCUGUGGACUACAGAAUGGCCAACUCUACAGAUAUGAUAUUCGAAACAUUAGCUCACCAUUGCAACAUUGGGGUGAGAGCAGAGGACCAAUCCUGUGUGUGGUGCCAUUUCAUAAUGGAAUACUCCUUAGCACAGGAGAUGGCUCAUGCCUGUACAGGGAUGUGACAAAGGCGGAAAGCACCCUUGAAUUCAGCGGUUCAGAUGGGGAUGCCAUUCACCAGGUGGCACAUGCUGGGAGAACUGUCUACACUGCAUGUCGCGAUGGCUGCAUUCGGAAGUUUUCCAUUCCGCAGAACCUGCUCUAGUUGUGUGCAUCUCCCUUUUUUGCUCCAUCAUAUUUUGCACUGUGUGUAAAUGUCUAAUGGAUCCAGAACAUUUUAGGGGAUGUAGAAAACUAUCCAGAAUAUACUGAAUUAGAUGAUGAGAGAAAUUAAGAUAUCCAGAAGUAGGAGUGGAAAAUGUAUCCAGAUAUUCUAAACAACAGUUUAUAUAAACGAAAGAGAUGAGAAUUUUCUGAUUUGAGGCUGCAGAAUGUAUCUGGAAGAUGAAAAAGAAUGCAAAUUUGCAUCUAAUCUCAGAUUUAGUAUAACACUAGUGAAAUGGUAUUGAAUGGUAUGGUAUGCUAUUGAAAUGGUAUUGUAGAAUGUUUAAAAGGUAGACCAAGACUUAUAGCAACUGAGGAAUUGGUUAUGUAAUGGUUCUAGACGUCUCGCAGCCAUCCUCGUGCACCAGCACGACCACGCCACGUAGUGGCCGCCAAUACAACUAACCUGCACUUUCAGAACACUCAUCGAGUCCCUUUAGGGUAUAAGGGAUGAAACGUCACGUAUUGACCAUAUAAUCUGCUAUAUAUUAUAUAAUGACCAGGGGCCCGUUGUCAGAAACAUCGUAAACUUAAUGCUAAUGUUAAUGCCAAGAUAACACUUACGACUAAUAGGCCCACGCACACGCACACACAGUGACAC
This is a messenger RNA of Priapulus caudatus, 1879 nucleotides long. Its product is annotated as proteasomal ATPase-associated factor 1-like. The transcript has 11 exons. Gene Ontology annotation, molecular function: protein binding. The coding region runs from base 14 to 1219 and encodes 401 amino acids. The record is from RefSeq and is a predicted model, not a curated record. NCBI's taxonomy places the organism in Eukaryota, Metazoa, Priapulida, Priapulimorpha, Priapulimorphida, Priapulidae.